Molecule: messenger RNA, 1416 nt
Organism: Thamnophis elegans (Western terrestrial garter snake)
Lineage: Eukaryota; Metazoa; Chordata; Lepidosauria; Squamata; Natricidae
Gene: BPIFC
Product: BPI fold containing family C
Exons: 16
Coding region: 1-1416 (471 amino acids)
Molecular function (GO): lipid binding
Source: RefSeq, a predicted model, not a curated record
AUGAAAGUUUCUAUCACUUUCCUUAUCUUGGGCUUAUCCAUCCUGCUUCUUGAGGCUAACCCAGGAAUCAAAGUGAAAAUCACACAAAAAGCAUUGGACUAUGGUAAUCAAUUUGGAGUAGAGCUUCUGAAGCAGAAAUUAAAAGAAAAAACCUUUGAAGACUGGAAUGGAGACUCUACAUAUGGGUUUUUUGCACUCAAGUACGCAAUUUCAAAGAUAAGAAUUAAUAACAUGGAAUUCCCCAAUACAUCCUUGUCUCUCAUCUCUGGAACUGGGAUUAAACUAUUAGUUGAAAAUGCUUCAGCAAUUGCCACUGCGGAUUGGAGCGUGGAGACCUGGCUAUUGAGCAAAGAUUCUGGAAGUGGGGCUGUCUUCAUUUCAGGAGUAAACAUCACAGCAAUCGUAAAAGUGUCUCAGAAUGAAUUCGGUCAUUUAAAAUUGUUGCUUGAGAGCUGUAAAGGAAAUGUAGAUGAUAUGGACAUCACAUUGAAUCAAUCUUAUAGAUGGUUGUAUACAUACUCAACUGCUUCUCUGUUGUGUCCGCAAAUGAAUUUUGUGAUCCAAAAGAUUAAUAAAGACUUCAGCCAAUAUCCAGUCCAAACUCAGAUUGGUAACUUUGCAGUAAUAGACUAUUCCCUGAUAAACUCUUCAACUAUCUUGGAAACAUCAAUUAACUUGGAUUUAAAGGGAACAGUCUAUCCAGUGGAAGAAAUCACAGAGCCCCACUUCAAGCCAACUCCCUUUGUUCUAAAUGAGAACAACUCUAUGUUCUAUAUAGGAAUCUCAGAAUAUUUUUUGCAGUCUGCUUCACUAGCUUACUACACUUCUGGUGCUUUUACUAUCUCUGCUGAGCAAGAGGAAAUGCUUUCUUCUUAUUUCAACUUAACCACAGAUGCAUUGGAGAGCAUCAUUCCUACUAUAGCUCAUAUUUAUGCAAAGCCACUUCCAGUAAUUAUGAACAUAAGAAUCAUUGAUACACCUGUGAUUAGUCUGCAUGACAAUAAAUCUAUUCUGGAGUUUUCUGCUUCUAUGGAAGUAUUGGCAAAGAUGCCAAACCCAACCACCGAAUCCAUGUUCACCUUGAAUAUAACAACCAGAACUCAUGCAGAUUUGUUUAUAUUUAACCGGAAGUUGCUAACUACAUUGUGUUUGAGCAGUUUCCACAUCUCCCUGGUUCAUUCCAAUGUUGGCCUCUUUGAGGCUUCACUUCUGGAUAAUUUCUUGUCUUACAUUUUACGAACUGGAAUAAUUCCAGCAGCCAAUUUUAAACUAAAGGAUGGAUUUCCUCUGUCUGUCUUGGACCCAGUGAUUCUUAUGAAGCCGAGUAUUAGAAUGUUUGAGGGUUUCUUGCUGAUUUCCAGUGACAUUCAAAGCCUACGAAAACGAGGAACGUCUCAAUCUCCAAGCAAACAUUGA